Messenger RNA from Dentiscutata erythropus, 315 nucleotides. Lineage: Eukaryota; Fungi; Glomeromycota; Glomeromycetes; Diversisporales; Gigasporaceae. The record is from the annotation of a GenBank genome assembly.
AUGAACAAUAUCCAGGAUAGUAUUGAUGAUUUAGAAACUGACAAUGAAACUGACAUUGAUGAUAAUAACAGUAGCGAAAUAGGACCUUCUUCAAAAGGCAAUAAAACUACCGAUUUUAGUUUAGAACUAAGUAAUGAUAAUGAAGAUAGCAACGAUGAGGAUGAUGUGUUAUUAGAUUCUGAAAAUGAAGACGACACACAUUUACAUGCUCCAUUACUACCACCUGAUCUUGAUCAAAUAGAAAAGCAAUUUAAAAUUGCUAUUUCUGACUCUUUGAAUAAAUAUUGGAUGAUUUUCGUGAAGUUGGAUUGGUAG